Messenger RNA from Agrilus planipennis (emerald ash borer), 416 nucleotides. RefSeq lists its product as uncharacterized. Bases 95 to 298 code for a protein of 67 amino acids. The transcript has 2 exons. The record is from RefSeq and is a predicted model, not a curated record. NCBI's taxonomy places the organism in Eukaryota, Metazoa, Arthropoda, Insecta, Coleoptera, Buprestidae.
UUUCUAUCAAAGGGACAGUGCAUAUAAACAUUGUUGUCUUCAUUGAAUGCUACAGAUUCGUGAAAGGAAUUAAAAUUGAAUUUAUUGACAAAAAAUGGGGAGUGUUGUGUUAGCAGUUUUCUUGAUGUGCAUGGUGGUAGUGGCAAUGGCUGACGUUGACAUGCAACAUGAUCAUGUAGAACCACAUGAACAACAGCAUGCACAUCACCAAGGGCAACAUGAUCCACAACAUGAGCACACACAUAAAGAACAACAUGGGCAUGGUUCUCAUUAUGAAUCCGACCAUCACCAUUAUUAACUUUGGACACAUCUCUUUCAAUAUUUCACAAAUAUUAUGUUGAUAUAAUCAAGGAGCAUUGCUUAGUUGUUUAUACAAUACAUUUUGUAAUAAAACUUUAGUGACUCUGUUGUCUGCA